Periophthalmus magnuspinnatus is the source of this 3823-nucleotide messenger RNA. Its product is annotated as zinc-binding protein A33. Gene Ontology annotation, molecular function: protein binding; zinc ion binding. The record is from RefSeq and is a predicted model, not a curated record. The transcript is spliced from 10 exons. The coding region runs from base 65 to 1753 and encodes 562 amino acids. Lineage: Eukaryota; Metazoa; Chordata; Actinopteri; Gobiiformes; Gobiidae.
ACUUUUUCACUCAGAAUAUUUUCAAGCCACAACUUGCAUACAAGGAAAACUUAAAGUUUGAAACAUGUCUAAUGCGUUCUUGGAGGACCAACUCCGCUGCAUCAUUUGCCUGGACUUUUUUAAGAGCCCGGUGUCGAUCCCGUGUGGACAUAACUUCUGCCUGGGAUGCAUCAAACGCUUCUGGGACACGCGGCACAAAGCCGAGUGCCCCCUGUGCAAAGAGACGUUUAAGAGCCGACCUAAUCUGCGUGUCAACGUGGCGCUCAGGGACAUCGUGGACCAGUUCAAGAAGUUGAACAAAAACCCCAGUAAACCCAUGCCACCUCGUCGCCCUCGUCUCCCGAAGGUGCCCUCCAAAUCGGACGACGUUUACUGCGAUAAGUGCGUGCGGGAGGGUGCGAGCGAGCGAACGCAGGCACUGAAGUCGUGUUUGUUGUGCCGAGAGUCUUACUGUGAGCAGCACCUGGGCCCCCACCUGAGGGACCCGGUUCUGACCCGACACCUGCUGACCGACCCGGGCACCUUCAGCUCCAGCCACACCUGCCGUCGACACAACUUCCUCUUCCACAUGUUUUGCCAGACGGACCAGACACUCGUUUGCCCCAAAUGCACCGAGCGCGAGCACAAGAACCAUGAAAUCAUCCCCAUCGACCUGGAGAGCCGCCGCAUCAGGAAUGAAAUGAAGAAAGCUGAGGUGGACUUUCUUCACUUGGCCCAGGCUCGAACAAACAAGAUUCAGGAGAUUAACCAAAGCUUGAACAUGAGCAGACACCAAAAAGAAGAGGAGUUGCAAAGGUCUUUGCAGGUUUACUCGACCUUGAAGACAGCCAUAGAGAACCACCAGGGGGCACUGAUCAUGGAGGCCGAGGCCAAACAGGAGGACAUUGCAAAGAGAGCCCAGGACAUGCAGAAGGAACUGAACCAGGAAAUUAACGAUAUCAAGAGACGACGAGGAGAAAUGCACCAACUGGAGCUCAUCGACGACCCCCUGCAUCUCAUACAGACUUUUCCAUCUCUCAUGGUCCCAACUUUCACUAAUGACUUUUCCCAAAUGAAGCUUCAGACGAGCACCCCUGUCAGUGCUGUGAGAGUCGUCUUCUCCAAGAUGGUGGAAUUCUGCCAGGAGCUCCAGAAACAGCUGACUGCAGAGGAGGUCAACAUGAUCACUCAGUAUGCAGUGGACGUGACUCUGGACCCCUUCACAGCGGCUGGGUGGCUUGUCCUGUCUCCAGAUGGGAAAAAGGUGAGCGUGAACGAACAGCAGAGGCGCAGUUCUCUUUAUGACGACCCGAAGAGGUUUGACUCCUGUGUUUCUGUUCUGGGCAAACAAAGCUUCACCACAGGCCGACACUUCUGGGUGGUACAGGUGGGCGAUAAAACCGACUGGGACCUGGGAAUCGCUAGAGAAUCGAUAAACCGCAAGGGAGCGAUCACGGUGCGUCCCGAUUACGGCUUCUGGGCCAUCUGUCGCCGUAAGAGCGGGAAUCUGAGCGCGUGCACCAGCCCCUCUGUGGCCAUCCCCCUACGGGACACCCCCCAGAGCAUCGGCAUCUUCCUGGACUACGAAGAGGACGAGGUUUCGUUCUACGACAUUGAGAACAAAGUGCACAUCUACACCUUCACCGAGUGCGGCUUCAACGAGGCGCUAUACCCGUACUUCAACCCCUGUCUCCGGGACGGGGGGAAGAACGCCGGCCCCCUGGUCAUCGUCCCUGUGGAGAUGGUGAUCACAGGUGGAAAUUUGAUACUAUGAAAAGCCAGUGCUGGGAAGAAGUAAUGUAUUUAAGUUACAGAAUACCAAAUCCAUGAGUAAAGUGUGUUUUGUACCAUACUUCGUUACGUGGUCCAAGCAGAGUAAUGUGUCUGUUCUUACAAGACGACUUUCUCAUUUAUUUGCAUUAUUUUAUAGUGUAACAUAGAAUUGGGACAGCUGUACGUUUAUUCUGCAUUUAUUUAUCACUGAUUAUAUUAAGAAAAACGCACAAGGAGUGUUUUAUUUCUUCAGAUUAUCUUUUUUACGCGCGUUCGAAGGAGCGGACGUAUUAUAUAAGGACUCAUCACACUAGCAUCAGUAUAAAAACACAACUCCUGGCGUGUUUUUGACGAGGAAACGAUGUUAUUUAUGCUCGUAUAUUCUUUAAAAUCCUAUCAAUAUUGGCACCACAAUUGGAUUUAUGAACUUUAUUCUCCCGUUUUGUCAUUACGAUCGCGAUUAAACAAAACGAAACGCUAAAAAAAGUACCAGUAUUGAGCGACGAAUCAACAGGGACGUCCUAAUUCACUUUCAUCACUUAUAAAGUCAUCCCUGUGAAUAUUUAGGAUGUUUGGAUUGUGUUAGGAAAUCAGGUACGGAGCGUUUGACAGGAGUAAAAGGGUUCAAACUAAAAAAUUACUACAAUUCCAAUGCAAAAUUGUCUACCUGUAUGUUCAAUGAAUCCUCAAUAAAAUAGAAUGGCUGGGGGUCAUUGCGCCCCCUGCUGGCGCGGGUAGUUGUGUAAUAUAGGUGAAAUAUCCUUUUUGUGUUGCUUCGAGCUAUGCAUGUGUUCAAAAAUAACUUGUUUAGUCUUUCCUGGUUUGAGGAAUUGAGUUUUUGUGUGUAAAGACAUUUUUAUAUCGACUUUGGUGAUUAUGAAGUGUAACUUUUUAUUUUAAACCUAAUUCUGACCUCAAAAAUUCGAAAUGAAGACUAGAGAUAGACCGAUAUAUCGAGCCGAUAUUUGGGCUUUUUAGCUUAUUGCUAUUGGGCUUAAAUCUCCCAUCACAGGUCGAUAUUUUUGUUUUGGUCGAUCUGCUGCCUAAAAAUACACACAAAACUUUAAAUCAGCGCUUUAAAUACAAAAGGAUAACUGCACAAAACAUGACUCCGCAGCUCUUUUAUAGGUCUGAGAUUUAAAAAAUGAGCUGCGGGUGAGUUUAAAUGACAUAAUUUAGGGGAAAUAAUCAAAAUCGGUCCCACAUAUCAGCUCAAAAAUAUCUGUAAAUCUGAUCGAUUAGCGGUUGCUCUGGAUUUUAAACAAUCAGUUCUCUGUGUAAAUACAUUUAUAUUGUUUCAUAAAUACUUGGUGAUCGUGAAGUGUAGCAUUUUUUUUGUUGUGACAUAUUUAAAAUCUUAUUCUGACCUCACGAAAUCUAAAUGAAGACAAGAGAUAGACUGAUAUAUCGAGCCGAUAUUUGGACUUUUUAGCUUUUAGUUUCAGCUAUCGGCCUUAAAUCUCCAUCACAGGCCGAUUUUUAGGGGUUUUUUUUGGGACAGCUACCUAAAAAAUCCACAUAAAGCCUUGUCUGUGUAAUCCCUUAGUCGUCAGAAGUUGUUGAUGUCCAGUUACAGAUUUGACUUUUGGCUUUUACUGGACACAAAGAGCUGCACAAAACACGACUCCACCGCCCUCUUAUAGGUCCGUGGUACAAAAAGGGCUGUGGGUGAGUUUGUAGUACAUUUAAAUGACAUAAUUCGGGUAAAAAUAAUCAAAAUCGGUCCUGCAUAUCGGCUCAAAUAUAUCUGCAUAGCUGAUCGGUCUUUGGUUGCUAUGGAUUUCGAUAUGGGCAUCUGCCAUGAAAAAACCCGUAUCGGUUGAUCUCGAUGAAGACGAUAAACCACAAACCCACAACCGCCAAUGAAGCUCGUCUGUUUUGAACUUCUGUUAGUUUCAAACGUUUCAUAGCAUGUUUAUAUCACUGUUUCAAAUGUUUAAAUAUUCAACUGUACAAGGUUUUUGUUAUCAAUAAAGUAUCACAUAUGGGCAAACGCUGCAUCUUUGUCUCUGAAUGUUAAAGUUUGUUAUUGUUCCAUUAUAGUAACUGUGAUUAAACCAUUUCUGAUGCC